GACGCGUACGCGCAACAUCCUGCUUUACUGCUCCCCUGCAAAGACGGGUCGCCUUGCUUUCAGUCAGAGAAUCCAGCUGUCAGUCAACUAGACCCCCAUUCAGCCAGUGUCAGACUGUAUGUGGCACACGGCGGAAAGCCCGGUCCUGAUAAAUACGCAACAAAGACACCGCUGGAUGUAGGUGGACCUCCAGUGAUCAACAGAUCGGCAACUCCACUGUCCACUCCUCCUGCGAAGCAGAAAAAGAUGAGGGACCUCAAAGACAAUACCGGAGAUAACUGGCACAUGUGAGCGAUUGACAUAUUUAUUACCACAUUCUCGAGCCAGUCACGGCGAUAUGAACAAAUUACCUCCCGAGAUUUGGUUUUAAUCAACCGAUGCAACUGUUUUUGGCAGCGGAGGAGGUUCAGUCCUUGCCAAAAUGACCAGACUAUUGUCUAGCAUCGUUGUAACGGAGUGGGCCCGCAGGAAUUUUGGCACCGGUUUUACGCAGCAGACCACAUAGUUAAUCGACGUUCCUCGACCGAAGGCAGAAUAGUGUGGCGGGAAUGGACAAAGAAUGCUUACACGUCUCGUAGUGAUGCUGUGAGAUAAAAUAAAAAGACAUCAGUGAAACACCCCGCUGCUUCCUCCCGGGAGAAGUGGAGCCGAUUAUCAACGUCGGGAUUCAAGUUUGGACCUCACCAAGUCCAAAACGACUAUCCCCUCCCAAAACAAGGAUCAUCUUAUAUCUUAAAGCAUCUUCACAGACUCGCAUAGCGGCCGUAGGGGAGAGCAGCAGCAGCAGCAGCUUCCUCGGCUGGCACAGUGCGACUGUCUCUGGAUCUCAUCACUGCCCCUGUUUCUGGUUUGGCAUGGGAGCACAGGAGCAGUCGUCCAACCCUCAAAGCAGAAAAGCAUUUCCCCCUGAGAGUCUGUGAGCAGGUGAGAGAGGGACACUGUCUGCCCCACUGUCCAGCGACACCAUGAGCUGGAGCUUCCUCACGCGGCUGCUGGAGGAGAUCCACAACCACUCCACCUUCGUGGGGAAGCUGUGGCUCACCGUGCUCAUCGUCUUCCGCAUCGUUCUCACUGCUGUUGGGGGAGAGUCCAUCUACUAUGACGAACAGAGCAAGUUUGUGUGCAACUCGGGCCAGCCGGGCUGCGAGAAUGUCUGCUACGACGCCUUUGCCCCUCUAUCUCACGUCCGCUUCUGGGUCUUCCAGAUUAUCUUGGUGGCGAUGCCUUCUCUCAUGUACAUGGGCUAUGCUGUCAACAAGAUCGCACGAUUAGAUGAAGCUAAAGGAGGAGGUGGUUCUGCUGCAGUUAGAACAGGAGGAGGGGGCUACACACACCGGAAGCCCAGGAAAAUCUGCUUUGGAGCACGGCAGCACCGGGGCAUCGAGGAGGCAGAGGAGGACCAGGAGGACGAUCCCAUGAUUUAUGAGGUGCCAGAGAUCGAGCCCCCAAAAAGGCCACGGGAUCCACUGCAACCCACACCGAGACCAAAAGUCCGGCAUGAUGGGCGCAAGCGUAUCCAAGAUGAGGGGCUGAUGCGGGUCUAUGUUUUGCAGCUGGUGACUCGUACAGUGCUAGAAGCAGGCUUCCUUGCAGGCCAGUAUUUGCUGUAUGGGUUCCGUGUGAUGCCCGUGUUCGUGUGCUCAGGGAAACCUUGUCCCCACAGCGUUGACUGCUUUGUGUCGCGGCCUACAGAGAAGACCAUCUUCCUGCGCAUCAUGUAUGGUGUUACUGUCCUUUGCCUCACGCUCAACGUUUGGGAGAUGCUCCAUUUGGGGAUUGGUUCAAUCUGUGACAUUCUUCGCCGUCGGCGCAGCCCACCUCCGGAGGAUGAGUACCAGUUGGGUUUGCUGGGCACCAACGGGGGUGUGGAGAGCUCAGUAGGGGGGACAGGGCCUGAGGCAGGUUCUGAGGGAGGGGUGGGUGGAGAUGGGGCUGCUGAUUACGUGGGCUACCCCUUCUCGUGGAACACCCCAUCAGCUCCACCUGGCUACAACAUUGUGGUAAAGCCAGAGCAGAUGCCCUACACGGACCUCAGUAACGCUAAGAUGGCAUGCAAGCAGAACCGGGCCAACAUUGCCCAAGAGGAGCAGCAGCAAUUUGGCAGCAAUGAGGAUAACUUUCCCACUGGAGGGGAGGCCCGUGUGGCUUUGAACAAAGACAUGAUCCAGCAAGCUCAUGAGCAACUGGAGGCGGCCAUCCAGGCCUACAGUCAGCAGCACCGGGCAGAGGAGCAGCUUGGGGACAACCAGGACGACAAGCCCCAAAGUAACAUCAUCCAGGCCCAACCUCAGCCACAGCCUCAGCCUCAGAAAGAGCGCAAGCAUAAAUUCAAGCACGGGAAAGGAGGCAGCAGUGGAGGAGGCAGCAGCAGCAACAGCAGCAGUAGCAAAUCAGGAGAGGGCAAGCCCUCUGUAUGGAUUUAACCCCAGAAAUGGGGUUAAAUACCUGACAUGUAUUGAAACCAUGUAUAUAUUAGAGAUUGGAUGAUGAGUUGUUGCAAACCUUGGAUAUUUAAACACCACUGUGCCUUAAAGAAUCCUGCAAGCUGGAGAAGAUCUGUUUGUGUACUAAGGUGUGUAAAAAAAGGUGAUGUUGCAGCUGACAAUUUGUUUUGUCUGGGCUAUCACUGUCUAACUUGAAUCAUCACACCAACACAAACUGUAUAGGCUACAGUCUGUCGUUUACAUGUCUCGUUCUCAAGUUCUGAAGCAGAUUAUUGACCUCUGUUGUCUUCACGUUUAUCCUUUCUUAGGGAUUUGAACUUUGGAAAAUUACUGAAUGAUAAUGAGUUCUGUUGCAAAUCAGAUUGAUCCCAGAUUUGGCUUAGCUCAUUUUCUGGCUGCUCCUCUGCAAAGACACCAUCUCCAUUAAUACAUUGGCAUCCUAAUUCUUGGGACAUCAAAAUACAAUGACAUCAAAAUGAAGCAUCAUCAUAAUAAAAAGGCAAAGGGAUGCCAUGUCAUCACUAUGCCCUGGCUAGCUAAAGCUAUGACUUCUUGCUGUAAUGACGUCAUCAAGGGACGUCAUAACAACAUAAAUGCAAUAAAAUGAAACGUAAUUCAGUGACAGAGCCUAAAGCAGUGGCUUUAUAAUGCAGUGAGAACAUCACCUUCCUGAAGGCUGUCCUGUCAGUCAUGUUCUGUGUCUGCUUUCUCUCCAUUGUCGAUCACAGUGUUACGCUGCUGUGACUUUGCAUUUGACAGUGUGUUUGUAUAUGUUUCCUGUGUUUUUUUUAUGUGUGCUACACCAGCUGCUGCUCAGAAACUGUGGAGUACAGCGGAUGGCUUUUUAUCCAGUCUAAAUCUGAAAUUUCCUGAGAAAAAGAUAUUCUUUUUAACAAGGUGCAUAAGCAAUCCAGUUGUUAUACCUUACUCUUCAACUUUACAGUAUCUCUGGCUCUUCAUGGCUGUUGAACAAGGCUGCUCAGCACUCCACUGGUGUUCCAUCUGCCUUGUAGUUGACUGCCCCCUGGUGGUAUCUUCUACGGGGCUUCCUUUAUUUGGGAGUAGAUACCAGUUGCCAAUGCUACCUGCAUCCAGCAACACCUUAACCAGCUGUAGCGUUCCUUUUCUACUGAAAAGCUUUGUGUCAGUUAAGUCUUCACAGCGCUACACAUUCAGUGUUAGAUGCACAAGGCUGCAAUAUCACCACGGUGAAAAGGUUUCAAGCCAUUACUAUAAUAUAGUGAGACCAAACACUGUCUGUGUGAUGCAAGUGUCAGUGCCAAGAUUUUAUGCUAGGCUGCUAUGAAGCCUGGUUGUUUGUAGCUUUGGAAUACUGUGGCCAUGCUACUCCAGUUGUGGAAAAAUGCCUACAUGAGACCAACCCUUUUGUAAAAGUCACUUGUUUUUUCUAUUACAGUAUAUGUAUUGCUUUUUGGAAUGGGAUUUAUGUUUGAACCAGUGUUUUAUAUGAAAACACUCUUUUUUUGUAAAAUAAAGAAAAACAAAGCAAGUUAUUUUAAAAAUGAAUUAGUGGUAUGGAUAUUUAUGGUUAUUGUGUUUUAAAUUGCCUUCCAAUUGUAAAAAAUGUGAAAUAUGACAUAGUAUAUUUUUUAUAAUAUGUCGGCUACAGUGACUUAAUGACGUAAAGUAAAAAAGCCAGACUUUUCCCUGUAUGUUACAGUAUCAGUAUUUAAUGUAUGUAUCAACCCUCUGGGCUGUGUUUUUAAUAAACAGUGUUACUCCUUUUCCAACAUUGUUCUGAGAUCUGCUAAACAGCUGUGUGCGGAGACAAACUUGCUGAUGGAAUCUGUUGGGGAAAGAACAUAAAGUGCCAAAUUAUUCAAACCCUUCCAAGCUUCGCCCCACAGUAGCUUUCCAAACAAGCAGCAGUUCUGAUUGCUUACUCGUUUCAUGAAGGUACAUUGUGACGUGGCUUCCUUCACAUAAACAUGGUGUACAAAACAAAUAGAAAGAAUCUUUAUGAUUGGUUUAUUCACCACUGGGCUCCACAUGUCUUUUCAAUAAGCCAGCCAGCAGCAGAUAGUCAUAAAUCACCAAAAGUACUUCAGUCAGCCGCUCCCCAGAGCAAUGAUUGAUACUGGCUCCACUGACGCCGCCAUGAUCCCAAUAAGCCGCAGGUGACUGAGAGUUUCCCAGUCAGCGUCAGUCUCUUCCCCUGGAGGCACAUCAGCCCUGAUUUCUUCCCCAGUGAGCAAAGUUACUCAACUAAAGUAUUUACUGCUUUUUUGGAGCAGUAAACAAACAGAAGUAUAAAUGCAGCUGAUGCUGUGCGGUUAGAGCCAGCUGGGGCCACUAGAGGGCGACUUUCUGUCAAAGGAAGGAGCACUUGAGAGGGUGAGGAAGGGCCGAUUUCAGGAGGUGCCAUGGGGGGACUCAAAGACCCCAUCUGCUCAGAGUCUGCAUUACUGGCAGCUUUGCCUUACAUCUCCAAAACUAUUCUAGGUUGUAUGGCUCAGACUUGUCUGUUUUGGGGGGAAAGUAAGGAAUUCUGGCAGCUGUCCAUGAAUUACCUAGUGGCACAAUUAUGUAUUUGUUUAGCCCUGGUCUACUGAGAGCCUGAAAGAUACUAAUGUAGAAAUAAAGUGUGCUCACUGGAAAGAAAUGGCUUUUACAACUACUUUUAUUAGUAUAUACUUUUAUUUUUAAUCAUGUGUCUCCAGAAUGUCACAAGGGCUUUUUAAAGAAACACUAAAAGCAAACACACAAUAAACCAAGUGUAAAGGUGUCCUGUCUGAUUUGGUAGUGAUAGUUUUACAGUCUAACAUAAGUGUGCCAAUGUGUGUUUUGAGCUUUGUGAUAAUGCAGUUACGAGAUAAUAAUAAAUGAGGCUGGCGAAUGAUGUUGGCUGGUGAAUCCCAUGAUAAGCAUGUAACCUUUCCGGAUUAGCAGUAUGUCUUUGUGUCUUUCUAUCUUUAUUCUUUGGUAAGUAUACACUGAAAGCUGCUCCUCACCAGAGCCAAAUUCCUUGUAUGUUUGAUCAUUUCCAAUACACUUAAUUCUGUUUGAUUCUUUAAGGAUUUUCAUUUAAAACAUAUCACACAUAAACACAGUACUGACAGUGUGGGGAAUUAAUUUUUUUCUGUUGCAAGGUAGCAGUAAUAAUAAUAAUAAUGCAUGACAUUAAAUCACCUAAAUUUGACAGUGACAAUAUGCAUUUGUGCAUCCACACACCUUGGAGUGGAGACAUACCUUGGAACUGAAAGCCAUUUUAGUAUCACUCAUAUCUAGCAGCUGAAGGAAUUAUAAGUGAAAGAGAAAGUUAUUCUUCAAAACUGCAGGUGUGACACGACUGUUCACAGGUACGGCAGGAAUGGUGCAAUCACCAUUUAUGAGAUUAACAUUGUUGGAACAAUGCCCAAAUAGACAAUUAUUCUUUUGUGAUUUAUGUCUGUACUGUAUGUAACACAGACAGAGCAUUGAAACCGGUUGUAUCAAAUGUAGUCUUUUGUGGGUUUAUUCAUCAAGGAUGCCACAAUGUCCAUCCUCAGCAUCGCUCUGUCUAUGUAAAACAAUGUCUGUGUUCAGAAGAACGACUGUUGUGAGGCCAUUUUGUUUCCAUACAUGUUUCUUAUAAUCACCCAUGUGGGAUGUGACAAUAAAACCAGUGGUAUUAGUACAAACUCUGAUUCAUACACACAAUUGUGUGUUUGUGUGUUUUUCUAUGCCUUUUGUAAAAUGGACAUUUCUUUUGAGAUGAUUUUUUUUCAUAUACUUUGUUUGAGGGAUACAUUUCAUAUGCAUGUGAAAAGACCUAUUUUCCUACAAAAAUAAAUCAGAAAUGCAUAUUGAA
Siniperca chuatsi (mandarin fish) is the source of this 6255-nucleotide messenger RNA. It is a transcript of the gene gjc1, whose product is annotated as gap junction protein gamma 1. Bases 966 to 2423 code for a protein of 485 amino acids. Gene Ontology annotation, cellular component: connexin complex. The record is from RefSeq and is a predicted model, not a curated record. Gene Ontology annotation, biological process: cell communication. NCBI's taxonomy places the organism in Eukaryota, Metazoa, Chordata, Actinopteri, Centrarchiformes, Sinipercidae. The transcript has 3 exons.